AUGCCUCUCCAGCUCCUCCUCUCCGCUCCCGCCCUCCACUCCUCCUCCCCUCCCCACUCCCCCGGGGUCCACGCUCGGCAGCGAUCGGUUCUGCCGAGUCUGGGCUCACGUCUCCUCUGCGCGCCUUUGCUCCCCACUCCGCAGAUCCGGAGGCUUCUGGAGACCGUGGGUUGACGCACGAGGAAAGCAGGAGGAGGAGGCCCCGCACCACGCCGAGGAGGUGAUGCCCGGGAUGACCGAAGCCUCUGGAAAGCUUUCGCGAUACAGGCACCCAGUCAGACUAUUUUGGCCAAAAUCAAAGUGUUAUGAUUACUUAUAUCAAGAAGCAGAAGCUCUUCUGAAAACUUUUCCAAUUCAAGCCACAAUUUCAUUUUAUGAAGAUUCUGAUAGUGAAGAUGAAAUUGAGGAACUGGUACCUCUAAAACAGGGCAGAAGUCUUAUGGAUUGGAUUAGACUGACCAAAAGUGGAAAGGACUUAACAGGAUUAAAAGGCAGGUUAAUUGAAGUAACUGAAGAAGAACUUAAAAAACACAACAAAAAAGAUGAUUGUUGGAUAUGCAUAAGAGGGUUUAUUUACAAUGUUAGCCCAUAUAUGGAGUAUCAUCCUGGUGGAGAAGAUGAAUUAAUGAAAGCAGCAGGCUCAGAUGGAACAGACCUUUUUGAUCAGGUUCAUCGUUGGGUCAAUUAUGAAUCCAUGCUGAAAGAAUGCCUGGUCGGCAGGAUGGCAGUGAAACCUGCUGUUCCCAAAGACUAUCAUGAGGAAAAGAAAGUCUUAAAUGGCAUGCUUCCCAAGAGCCAAGUGCCAGAUGCACUUGCCAAAGAAGGCCCGGUUUCUCCAAGCUAUGACUGGUUCCAAACAGACUCUUUAGUCACCAUUGUCAUAUAUACUAAACAGAAGGAUGUCAAUUUAGACUCAGUAAUAGUUGAUCAUCAGUAUGAUUCCUUUAGAGCAGAAACUAUCAUCAAGGAUUAUUCAUAUCUUAUACAUAUUGAGCUAAGCCAUGCGAUUCAAGAAGAUUUUUCUGUGCGGGUUGUUGCAAAUGUGGGAAAGAUAGAGAUUGUCCUAAAGAAAAAAGAGAAUACUUCUUGGGAAUGUCUUGGUCAUCCCCUGGAGAAUCAUAAUUCACUUAUUCCAAAGAAAGAUACAGGUUUGUACUACAGAAGGUGCCAGUUAAUUUCCAAGGAAGAUGCCACUCAUGAUACGAAGCUUUUCUGCUUGAUGCUGCCACCAAGCACUCACCUUCAGGUGCCAAUUGGGCAACAUGUUUACCUCAAGCUAACUAUUGCAGGUACUGAAAUAGUGAAGCCAUAUACACCUGUAUCUGCUUCCUUACUCUCAGAGUUUAAGGAACCAGUUAUUCCCAAUAAUAAAUACAUCUACUUUCUGAUCAAAAUCUAUCCUGCUGGACUCUUUACACCAGAGCUUGAUCAUCUUCAGAUUGGAGAUUUUGUUUCCGUAAGCAAUCCUGAAGGCAAUUUUAAAAUAUCCCAGUUCCAAGAAUUGGAAGAUCUCUUUUUAUUGGCAGCUGGAACAGGCUUCACACCAAUGGUUAAAAUACUGAAUUAUGCUUUGACCAAUAUAUCCAGUCUCAGGAAGGUGAAGCUGAUGUUCUUCAAUAAAACAGAGGAUGAUAUAAUUUGGAGAAGCCAAUUGGAGAAAUUAGCAUUUAAAGAUAAAAGAUUUGAUGUUGAAUUUGUUCUCUCAAAACCUACUUCUGAAUGGAAUGGGAAAAGGGGACACAUUUCAUUAGAUCUUCUUUCUGAAUUUUUGAAAAGAAGUUCAGACAAAUCCAAAGUUCUCAUCUGCAUUUGUGGACCAAUGCCAUUUACAGAACAAGGAAUGAGGAUGCUGCAUGAUCUUAACUUUUCCAAAGAUGAGAUCCAUGGUUUUACUGCAUAAUGAAGAGCUGUCAUCUUUUACUCAACUGUUUUAUCUAAAUUUGUGAUGGCUUAGGGUUUUUUUAAGACAACAUUUUUGUAUAUACUAAGAGGUUAACCGGACUCCAGGCUUGUUUCUUAAAUGAAAUCACUAUGGAAAACCUGUUGACUUUAUUUUAUACCAUAACUUAUUUUACUACUGAUAUUUGACCUGGAAAGUCAAUCAUGACAACAAACACAUGCAGGUUGUUUGUUAUGAGUCACAAGGUUUCUUACCGUUUAAAUUGUCUCACUGUUCUACGAUGAGCUCUUGUGUUUUAUGACAUGAUAAAGUAAAUGAUCAUUUGGAUCAUGUUUCUAUGCUGUAAAAUGUCUUAGCAAUACAGACUAAAUUUUACAUUGCACUGUUAACUCAGGAAAUGAUCAUUUAUGUUAUUGUUAUUAAUAUUAAAACAUGGAAUGUUAUACCUUAUUAAGUGA
This is a messenger RNA of Myotis brandtii (Brandt's bat), 2358 nucleotides long. RefSeq names its product cytochrome b5 reductase 4. Gene Ontology annotation, cellular component: endoplasmic reticulum. The record is from RefSeq and is a predicted model, not a curated record. Bases 224 to 1900 code for a protein of 558 amino acids. Lineage: Eukaryota; Metazoa; Chordata; Mammalia; Chiroptera; Vespertilionidae. Gene Ontology annotation, molecular function: oxidoreductase activity; heme binding. Gene Ontology annotation, biological process: superoxide metabolic process; generation of precursor metabolites and energy. The transcript has 18 exons.